Molecule: messenger RNA, 1310 nt
Organism: Verruconis gallopava
Lineage: Eukaryota; Fungi; Ascomycota; Dothideomycetes; Venturiales; Sympoventuriaceae
Exons: 1
Coding region: 257-1069 (270 amino acids)
Source: RefSeq, a predicted model, not a curated record
GUCAUCAGUCAGCUCAGCCUUUCGGGCGAAACUGGAUUCUAUAUGCGCGCGCAUAUAUAUAUAUAUAUACAUGAGUGUGUCGGUGGUUAAGAGAGCGAUGGCGACUGUGCCAAAUCCUUUCAAUUCUAUCGUUCCGUCUCUUUCUUGCUUAUGAGCUGGCCUCAAUUUUCCUAAUUUUUCCCUUCCAAUAACGAGAAGGUUCAAUUAGAGGUUGCAGCUUUAAAUGAUAGAACUAUCUCCGUAACUACGUCCAAAAAUGCCAGACCAAGACCGAAGCGAACUGGAACAGAACACCGCCAGGCUUAUCCGACAGGCGCGGAACAAGCAACCUGAGGUUGUCCUCGACCGGCUGGAUACGAGCGUUCCUGCGAGCAGCGAUAAUAGAGAGUCAUCUUUAGGUGGCUAUCAACAUAGCCCACGCUCCUUUUCUUCACGCCAUCGUACCGGACGAACUCCAGUAGCACUGGAACUGCCCAGCUUCAAACCACAGCAGCUCCAGCCCCACAAAACUCUUCCUAUCCCGCCACAACCUAGGCGUUCUCCACGGCAAUAUAUUGAGGACCUCAUUUAUUCACCGCGCUUCGGUCUGAGGUCGCCACUUAGCGCUCGUAGUGCGGCCUUUUUGAUCAGCCUUCAGCACACUUUCAAGUCAGCGGUGGAACUAUGCCGCCGCCAAAACCCCCAGGACCGGAUUGCCCCUAACGGGGUAGAAAAAGGCCCGACCGACUCCGGGAUUGAAGCACGCCAACUAGAAGCCCAGAUUGCCGCCGAUCUCAAAAGGAAGAAGAGCACUCGAAAAUUCGAGCCAUGGCGACUGAUCCUGAUUGUAUCUUGUGUGAUGGCCAUUCUCGCCGUGGUUAUCCUGUCGAUCGUCUUGAUACAGGUUGAUCGCAUGGGAUCAAAACGCGCCUCGCACUGGCUCAUGGCUGCUAGUGGCAGUCUUGUGGUGCUGACCGCGAUUCUGAUGUUUGCGGCGCGACGACCAGCCGUGGAGAUUCUGACAAUGGCCUUGCUUGGUGUUCUCUUAUGUCAGUGCGUCAUGGGCGACUUCUACGCAAACAAAAUAUGAUCUUGAGAGCAUACGUCGGUGCUAUUUCAAUCUUCUCCUUGCGUGAGGUUAUGGUGCUGAUGAGUAGCAAAUCGGACUGGCCGAAAUUUGCAAACUCGUUCCGCUCUCGCCGCAGUUUGCACAACGCAACCGCGAAAUCGAUGCGCUUUAUCCUAAUUAUAUAGACGAAGGGAUUCCAAUCGCCAAUUUGACGUACUCUAAUGUUAAUGAUAUUUUGUUCUUGACGAUUUGACGGACACAG